UAACCAUCCAUCUAUCGUUCUAACCAUUGCUCUAUCCAUCCAUCCAUCCAUCCAUCCAUCAUUCUAUCUAUCUACCAUCCAUCCAUCUAUCAUUCUAACCAUUGCUCUAUCUGUCUAUCUAUCCAUCCAUCCAUCCAUCCAUCUAUAAAUAACGUUUGAAACUAUGAACUAUAUGAAUGUCCUUCUGAGUUCUGUUGUAAUUAGAGCUUCUCUCCGCGAGGUGUCGCGCUUGAAACACGCGCGUGAGUGCGUCAUUGCGUCAUCAAGGCGCGACACACAGAGCUGAACUUCAACCUAACCCAUGAAACCCGUACAGAGUUCUUCUGGUGAGAAGCUGUAUUUAUCUGCCCGCUUUAAUAAGACAUAAAACCUGCGAGGCGAUGAGCGUCCGGUCCGAGCUCCUGGAGCGUUUCCUGGACGCGGCGUCUCGAGGAGACGGUCAGACGCUGUCUCUCAUGCUGUCUCAGUCCAGAGAGCUGCUGGACGGCCGAGGAGAACGGGGCUGGAGCGCUCUGAUGCUGACCGCCAGGAACGGUCACUACGACGCCGCCCGAGUCCUGCUGACCAGCGGAUGCGAUACGAGGGUCACUAACCCCUCGGGUCAGACGGCUCGAGACGUGGCUCUGUUCUGGGGUCACAGACACAUCGUCCGUCUUCUGUCUCCGGGUCACGACCUCCGAGGCGCGGAGGAGCCGGACAUUCACUUCAACAGAGAGAUCCUGGAGCGGGCGAGCGAGAAGCGCGGUGACGGCGAGUGGCUGGCGUCCAGAAGGGCGUCUCCGGACUCCGUGUUCCUGCUCUUCCACGCUCUGAGUCCCCUGGUGAGGCCCGGGGCCCGGUCCGAGGAGCGCGUGGAGCUCUGUAAGCUCAGGUCCGGCGGCGUCCAGGAGCUGCUGACCCACAGCCGGACCCUGGAGCUGUUCCUCGGGGUGCAGAAGGGCCCGGAGGUCGACGGGGGACCGGCGUGGUUCGCUCUCGGCACCGAAGACGAUCCGUCCGAGCUCCUCAAGGACCGAGACCCCAGCAGUUACUUCCUUCAGGGAACUCUCCCGGGACUCCUGCGGCUGAGUGAUGAUGAUGCUGGUGUGUUGGCUCAGGCCCGGUCUCUCCUCGCGUGGCACAGCCGGUACCGCUUCUGUCCGACCUGCGGCGGAGAAACCAGAGUCGAGGAGGCCGGCUACAAGAGGACCUGUUUGAGAGCAGGCUGCAGGAGCCUCCAGGGCGUUCAUAACACCUGCUACCCGAGAGUGGAUCCUGUGGUCAUCAUGCUGGUGCUGCACCCCGACGGGAAGCAGUGCAUGCUGGGACGCAAGAAGAUCUUCCCCCCGGGGAUGUUCUCCUGCCUCGCCGGCUUCGUGGAGCCAGGAGAGACUCCGGAGGCGGCCGUGAGGAGGGAGGUGCAGGAGGAGAGCGGUCUUCAGGUGGGACCCGUCCGGUACCUGUCCUCUCAGGCCUGGCCUAUGCCCUCCUGCCUGAUGAUUGGCUGCCACUGCGUCGCCGUGACGACCGACAUCAAAGUGGACCAGAACGAGAUCGAAGAGGCGCGCUGGUUCACCCGGCAACAGGUGAUGGACGCUCUGGUGAAGGACCAGCGGGCCGUGUUCGUCCCGCCGCCCAAGCAGGCCAUCGCUCACUACCUGAUCAAACACUGGGCCGGCUGUAACGCUAACCUCUGAACCCUUAUUAAUCAAAUUGAUUUAAACUAACAUCCUGCGGGGAUAUAACUUCAGUUUAAUUGACUGUAUAUUUUGUAUCCUUAUAAUUGUAACGUUAUCUUUAUUGAAAUCAUACACACACUGGCUAAAUACAUUAGAUUAUGAUAUUAAACGAUAUAUGCAUUAUAUUAUUGCUACAUUAGAUUACUUUGACCUUUUCUCUGCUUUGAAGCUGUAUGCGCCGAUCAAAUACACUUGAACUGAAUUAAACACUGUUUUCCUUAAACAAUCAAA
Molecule: messenger RNA, 1949 nt
Organism: Puntigrus tetrazona (Sumatra barb)
Lineage: Eukaryota; Metazoa; Chordata; Actinopteri; Cypriniformes; Cyprinidae
Gene: nudt12
Product: nudix (nucleoside diphosphate linked moiety X)-type motif 12
Exons: 7
Coding region: 381-1676 (431 amino acids)
Biological process (GO): NAD+ catabolic process; NADP+ catabolic process
Cellular component (GO): cytosol
Molecular function (GO): protein binding; metal ion binding; NADH pyrophosphatase activity
Source: RefSeq, a predicted model, not a curated record